CCUGUAUCCUGCACAAGAGAAUCCCAGCUACUUCUAGUGGAGCAGACAGCUGUCUGAGGUGUAAUACCUGGUCCGUGUCCUGGUGCAGUUCUCUAACAAGCUCUGCUACAUGUCCUAACUACCCCCAGACUGUAGAGCACAGGAGUCCUGCUCCAGUACUAACUGGAAAGAAGUGAAAUUACUUCUAUGCAAGAAAAUCUAUCACUGCAGUAACACAAGCCCAGAAAAGCCGACUACCAGAACUGGAGCUGACGGAGACCACCACAAAACAGAAAUAUGCCUGAAAAGAUCAGCUUACCCGCUAAACUUAUCAAUGGAGGAAUAGCCGGAUUGGUGGGAGUCACCUGUGUUUUUCCCAUAGAUCUUGCCAAGACCCGAUUACAGAACCAGCAGGGUCAGGGGAUCUACAGAGGCAUGUUUGAUUGCCUGAUAAAGACUGUGCGCUCAGAAGGAUUUUUCGGAAUGUACAGAGGGGCUGCUGUAAAUCUCACCUUGGUCACUCCAGAGAAGGCCAUCAAACUGGCAGCCAAUGACUUCUUCCGAAACAUUUUGUCCCAGGAGGGCAAGGAGCUUACCCUCAUUCGGGAGAUGUUGGCUGGCUGUGGUGCAGGAACUUGCCAGGUGGUCGUAACGUCACCCAUGGAGAUGUUGAAAAUCCAACUGCAGGAUGCAGGACGCCUGGCGACACAGAAAAUUGUAGCAGGAGAGGGAGCAGCCGCCUCCGUUCCUCACCCGACAACCCCUCAGAGACCAUCCGCCCUACUGAUAGCAAGAGACCUGCUCCGUACCCAGGGAAUUUCAGGCGUCUAUAAGGGUUUGGGGGCCACACUGCUCAGGGAUGUUCCAUUCUCCAUCAUCUAUUUCCCCCUUUUCGCCAACAUUAACAAGCUUGGCCAAAAGUCUCCCCAGGAGAAGGCUCCAUUUUACCAUUCAUUCCUGGCUGGAUGCUUUGCUGGCGCAAUGGCAGCUGUAGCAGUGACCCCUCUGGAUGUGCUGAAGACUCGGAUCCAGACAUUGAAGAAAGGCCUUGGGGAAGACACAUAUAAUGGGAUUGUUGACUGCGCCAGGAAGAUUUGGCGGAAUGAGGGUCCCACAGCUUUCAUGAAGGGGGCCUGGUGCCGGGCUCUGGUCAUCGCUCCUCUCUUUGGAAUAGCCCAAGUUGUAUAUUUUAUCGGUAUCGGAGAAUAUGUCCUUGGCUAUUUUAAGUAAGAACAAGGAGAAAAGCAGCUGGACAGGUGGCAACAAAGGAUCCGAAGACCUCAAAAACAACUUGAUGCAAAAUCAUCACUAACUUUUCUGGAAAAGAAGAAUCUUUACUCCCCCCAAAACUGAAUUUUCCUCUGAGAACCACUGUGAGAACACAACAUAACUGAAACCGUAGCCAUCUUGGUUGUUACCUAGCUUCCCUACAACUGGAGGAACAGAAUGUUUAACAACUUCACAGAAGAUAGUGCCUCCGGGACUUAUAUGGCAGGAUAGGGGAAAUAUUCUUUAAACCAACCCCGACAGCAUCACCCAUGAGUCACCUAACACAGGCGUGUGAUCUGUGGGCUUCAGUUCUUGUAUCAUUCAGAGCUGCAGUAAUUGAGUACUGGAGGCUAGUGGUGCUCAGUAAAGAGAUCUACUGGCUGGGGGCACAGGAAUGAUCAGGUUAAAAGAGUUGUCCUAUCUCACUGUUUCCACGACCAGAUGAGACUUAGUGCUGGCCCCAAAUGAUUCGGCUUACAGAAACGGGCAGGUGCUCUGCUGUUUCCGCAAGUGCCACUGUAGUGAAUGGGAGGUUUGCAAGCAACGUAGCAGAACAAGCCCACACCACUAUUUCCAUAACCCUAGCCACCUGGGGCCAGCACUUAGUCCUAUCCCGCCAUGGAAAAGAUGAGAUAUGGGAAAACCCCUUUAAAUCUCUAUUACAGGGCACACUUUGUUUUACUUAUCCUGA
Molecule: messenger RNA, 1939 nt
Organism: Bufo gargarizans (Asiatic toad)
Lineage: Eukaryota; Metazoa; Chordata; Amphibia; Anura; Bufonidae
Gene: SLC25A18
Product: solute carrier family 25 member 18
Exons: 10
Coding region: 277-1209 (310 amino acids)
Biological process (GO): L-glutamate transmembrane transport; aspartate transmembrane transport; malate-aspartate shuttle
Molecular function (GO): L-glutamate transmembrane transporter activity; L-aspartate transmembrane transporter activity
Source: RefSeq, a predicted model, not a curated record